Epithele typhae is the source of this 1629-nucleotide messenger RNA. RefSeq names its product cytochrome P450. Bases 1 to 1629 code for a protein of 542 amino acids. Gene Ontology annotation, molecular function: heme binding; oxidoreductase activity, acting on paired donors, with incorporation or reduction of molecular oxygen; iron ion binding. The record is from RefSeq and is a predicted model, not a curated record. The transcript has 13 exons. NCBI's taxonomy places the organism in Eukaryota, Fungi, Basidiomycota, Agaricomycetes, Polyporales, Epitheliaceae.
AUGCUUCCACUGACAGUAUACGUUCCUCUCGCUGUUGUGCUGUACGCCGGCUUGCGUCUCAUGUUGCGCGUCCUUCGCCCGCCUUUCGCCAACCUCCCUGGGCCAUCGGCCCAGUCCUUCUUCGCGGGAAACUUGAUUCAACUCUUCGAGCCGAACGCUUGGGGCUUCCACAAACAUCUCAUCGAGACUUACGGUCCCGUAGCCCGUCUCUCCGGUUUGGCUGGUCGUCCUGUCUUGCACGUCUGCGACCCAAAGGCACUGCAAAGUAUCCUUGUCAAGGACUCGGAGAAGUUCCUCAGGAGCCCAGAGAGUCGCGCCACCGCAUCUGUGGUGGUUGGUCCGGGUCUCUUUCAAACUUCGGGCGAUCGUCACAAGCGGCAGCGCAAGAUGCUCAUGCCCGUGUUCUCGGGAGCCCACAUGCGCGACUUGACGCCUAUGUUCAUCGAGGUGACUGACAGGCUCAAGCUCGCUAUUGAGACUCGCAUUCGUGAUGGGACCAUGUCAUUUGAUGUUAAUAGUUGGCUUGCGCGUACCGCUCUGGAGCUCGUCGGACAAGGUGGCUUGGGUACAUCUCUUGACCCGCUGACAAAGGAUACCUCCACUCCCUGGACGGAUGCAGUGAAAGGUCUCAGUACGGCAGGCUCCAAAAUGAGACAUCUCCGUGGGCUUCUUCCGUAUAUCCUGCCCUUGGGACCGGCGUGGCUUCGAGGUUAUCUCGUCGACUUCGUCCCGCUGAAGGCGCUCCACGACGCCAAGGCGCAUAUUUACGCCGUUCACGGCGGAUGCGUAGACUUGUUGGAUUCAAAGCGGGCAGCACUCCAGAGAGGUGACGAGGAGACGGUGAGGCUCAUGGGCGAAGGAAAGGAUGUUAUGAGUCUGCUGCUGAAGGCGAACAUGCUCGCUUCCGAGGAAGACAGACUCCCGGAAGACGAACUGCUUGCACAGAUGGGCACGUUCAUCAUCGCGGGGAGCGACACGACCUCGAAUGCGCUCUCGCGCACUCUGCAGCUCCUUAGCGACCAUCCAGAUGUGCAGGACAAGUUGCGCGUGGAGCUGCGCCAGGCGUACGAGAUGUUCGGCACCGGGAUCUCAUACGACGAAAUCAACAAACUCGACUACUUGGACGCUGUCUGCCGCGAGACCUUACGCCUCCACCCUCCUGUUGCGUUCGCCUCCAGAGAGUCCGUUUCGGAUGCCGUCAUCCCGCUUUCUGAGCCCGUCCGCGGCAAAGACGGGAGUUCCAUCACGGAAAUACCGGUCCCGAAGGGCACCUCUCUCUUCCUCAACCUCGCAGCGUGCAACGAGGCGAAGGCGCUCUGGGGUGAGGACGCGGAGGAGUGGAAGCCGGAGCGCUGGCUCAAGCCCUUGCCGCGUGCGGUUGAGGAAGCGCGUAUUCCGGGGAUCUACUCCAAUCUGAUGACGUUCCUCGCUGGGAGCUACUCCUGCAUUGGUUUCAAGUUCUCGCAGCUUGAAAUGAAGGUCGUCCUCUACCUUCUCGUCUCGGCGUUCACCUUCAAGCGCGGCGAGACCCCGAUCUUCUGGAGCUUCGCCGGAAUCGCAUAUCCCACCACAGGCAAGAAGGGCGAUAAGCCGCAGCUGUGGCUCGACAUCUCCUUGGCCCCAUCAUGA